AUGCAUCUGUACGUGGUUCCACGUAAUGAGCACCCGCUGUCGUUUCGGCCGGGCCGCGCCAGCCCGCCCCCGGACACCAACGGCGGCCGCUUCAACCCCAACUUCCGGCGUGACCUGCCGCGCUCCAGCGACCUGCGGCUGGUCGACCCGGGCACGGGUCAGGUCACGGAGCAGCUGGCCAGCCCGCAGCACGACGAGGCGCCCAGCAUGAGCCUCGUGCAGGCCGGCGAGGAUGAGUCGGAGCCACCGCCCGGCGAGCGGCCCAACCGGCUGCACCGGCGCGACACGCCCCAUCACCUCAGAACAAGCGUAUCAGCGACAAGGCUGCGCUCGGAGCGGCCUGACCAGCCGGACAGCGAGCCGACCGUGCGGGUCGUGCAGGAGCCACACGACAUCACCGUCCAGCGCGCCGCCUCCGGCCUCGGCCUGAGCAUCGCCGGCGGCAAGGGCUCGACGCCGUUCCGCGGCGACGACGAGGACGUGUUCAUCUCCAAGGUGCUGGACGGCGGGCCGGCCGACCUGGCCGGGCUGAGGGUGGGUGACAAGCUGACGUCGGUGAACGGCGUGCCGGUGCUGGGCGCCGACCACUACGAGGUGGUGGGCAUCCUGAAGGCGGCCGGUGACGCGCUGCACCUGUCCGUGGUGCGUGAGGUGACGCGGCUAGUGCCGCCGCCGCCGCCGCCGGCCGCGCCCAACGGUGGCCCGGCCGUGCUGCCCGCCGACGCCGUCCAGCCGCAGCCGCAGCCGCAGCAACAACAUGCGGCGACGGUGAACGGCGAGACGGCCGGAGACGAGGUGGGAGACGGCCGCGCCGUCUCGGAGACGGGCGAACCGCUGGUGCCCCGGCUGGACACCAUCCACACCACGCUCAUCCGCGACAACAACGGGCUCGGCUUCAGUAUCGCCGGCGGCAAGGGUGUGGCGCCCUACCAGGACGGCACCGACGCGGUGUACGUGUCGCGGAUGACAGAGGGCGGCGCCGCAGAGCGCGACGGAAAACUGCGCGUGGGCGACCGCGUCAUCUCGAUCAACGGCGUGGACGUGGAGGGGGCGCGCCACGACCAGGCCGUCUCCAUGCUGACCGGGCUGGAGCGGUUCGUGCGGCUGAUCGUGCUGCGCGAGACGCUGGUGCCGGCCUCGGAGGCGGCCGCCUCGCCCGAGCCGCGGCCCGCCUCGCGCUCCUACGGCGCCUACAGCCCGGCCAGCUACAUGGCGCACAGGCCCAUGUACGGCGGCUACCGGCGGCCCGAGUUCGGCACGCGUGCCAGCCUGCGCUCCUCCGAGCGGCUGUCGGCGGACGUGGUGCUGAACAAGGCCGGCGGCCCGCUGGGCCUCAGCAUCAUCGGCGGCUCCGACCACAGCUGCCUGCCGUUCGGCCGCGACCAGCCCGGCACGUUCGUCUCCAAGAUAAUGCCGGGCGGUGCGGCCCAGCGCACCGGCCAGCUGCGGGUCGGCGACCGGCUGCUGGCCGUCAACGGCGCCGACGUGCGCUGCGCCUCGCACGAGCAGGUGGUGAUGGCACUGCUGGAGCCUGUCUUGCAGAUGACGCUGCGCGUGCGGCACGACCCGCUGCCGGCCGGCUGGCAGGAGAUGACCCUGCAGCGCGAGGAGGGUGAGAAGCUCGGCAUGAACAUCAAGGGCGGUUUGCACGGCCUCCCCGGCAAUCCGCUGGACAAGCAGGACGAGGGUGUGUUCGUCAGCAAAGUGCACGGCGAUGGGGCCGUACAGCGCGACGGCCGACUCCGGGUCGGCCACCGGCUGGUGGAGGUCAACGGCGUCACCCUGCUAGGGGCGUCACACCAGGAGGCGGUAUCGGCGCUGCGCGCGGCGUCCGGCUCCCUGACGCUCACCGUGUGCCACGGCUACGACCCGGACGAGGUGGAGCGCCAGAUCGCCGACGGCCGGCUGGUGCAGGCCAAGUCGGCCAGUCACUCGGUCAGCAGUCUGGACCGGCCCGAGUCGCCGGCCGAGCACGACCGGCCGCCGCACUGCGCGCCGGCCGACCCCGCCGCGCACGCUGGCACCGCCCCCGCCCCGGCCGCCGCCUGUCACACCGCCGCCGCCACUGGUGUGGGAGCCGCGCCCGCGCCGUCAGAGGUGGCACCAGCGCGGCCCGACCUGCUCUCGCCCGGCCCGCAGACCCGGCCCCCACACACCAGCACGCCUGCCGCUGCGCCCGCCGCCCUGCGCGUCACCGCCGUCGUCGCCACACCAGAGGCUCAGCGUCUGGAGCCGGGGCCGGCGCCGGCCGCCGACACCCCCUCCCCACAGCCGAUGACGUUCUCGGCCAUGAAGCGGUUCUUCGAGACCGAAGUGCGCUCUCAGAAGGAGCCCACGCCCAAGGCCGAGAAGCGGUUUACGUUCUUGAGCUCCGACGAAGUGGAGCGGAUGAGACAGGAGGAAGAGGAGAAGUUCGGCACGAUGACGGCCGAGGAGUUUGAGAGCCACCUCGAGGGCCACCUGGUGGUACCCGACUCGGCCGAGAACAGCGUGCACGUGCUGGCCGAGGAGCUGGGCGCUUCGGAGCAUGACAGCCACCCGGCGCAGGCGCCCGCCACCGCCGACCGGCCGCGCAUGAUGACGGCCAAGGCCGAGCGCCGCCUGCGGGAGAGUGCCGGAAACGCAGCCUCCGCCGACGAGCAACAGAUGUCGCCGGCCGAGUGGCGCGCGCUGCAGGCCGAGAAGCGCGCCGCCUGGCGGCAGGCGCGGCUUAAGUCGCUCGAGCAGGACGCGCUGCAGGCGCAGAUCGUGAUCCGCAAGAUGAGCGAGCUGACAGAGACGCCUGAGGUCGAGCCGCCGGCCGCCGUCGACGGCGACAACAAC
Pollicipes pollicipes is the source of this 2823-nucleotide messenger RNA. RefSeq names its product protein scribble homolog. NCBI's taxonomy places the organism in Eukaryota, Metazoa, Arthropoda, Thecostraca, Pollicipedomorpha, Pollicipedidae. The record is from RefSeq and is a predicted model, not a curated record. Gene Ontology annotation, molecular function: protein kinase binding. Gene Ontology annotation, cellular component: postsynaptic density; basolateral plasma membrane; postsynaptic membrane. Gene Ontology annotation, biological process: neurotransmitter receptor transport, endosome to postsynaptic membrane; cell-cell adhesion; neurotransmitter receptor transport postsynaptic membrane to endosome.